ACGAAUUUUAUUUUUAUUUGAAUUUCCUACCCGCGUACACAUGAGAUAUUCGAAAAUAUAGUUGUAAUAAUUUUUCUACAAACACUUGCAUGUAGUGCCACGUGUGCUGUGUGCUUAUUAUUUAGUUUAACCCUACCAAACCUGUUUCUCCUCGAGUUUUCUAUAAGUAUAAUAUUUAUCGGUAACAAGCGAGAAUGUCUCGAGAUCGCAGCUCUCGGCGGUUCUACCGGGCGGAGUCGACCCACGACCUGCUCUCCUACAUGGACAAGGGCCAGACCGCGCUGGAAGAGAACCGGUGGACCUUCGAGACCGCCUGGGAGGUCGCCAACAAAGUGGGUGGUAUCUACACAGUCAUCAGAUCGAAGGCGUACGUGACUACGGAGGAAAUUGGCGACAACUACUGUUUAUUGGGGCCAUACAAGGAACAAUGCGCGCGGCAGGAGGUGGAGGAGGCGGACUUCCCGCCCAACUCGCCGCUCACCGCCGCCGUCAACGCCAUGAGGAGUCAGGGCUAUAAGGUGCACACGGGCACGUGGCUGGUGGACGGCAACCCGCAGGUGGUGCUGUUCGACAUCGGCAGCGCGGCGUGGCAGAUGGACGCCUACAAGCAGGAGCUGUGGGACACCAGCGCCAUCGGCAUCCCGCACCUCGACGUCGAGGCCAACGACGCCGUCAUACUCGGCUUCAUGGUCGCGCUCUUCAUCACCGAGUUCAGAAAAGCCGCGGAGGGCUACAGCGAUACGCCGCCGCGCGUCGUCGCCCACUUCCACGAGUGGCAGGCCGGCAUCGGACUUAUCAUUUUGAGGGUGCGUCACGUGGACGUGGCGACGGUGUUCACGACGCACGCGACGCUGCUGGGCCGCUACCUGUGCGCCGGCAACACUGACUUCUACAACAACCUCGAUAAGUUCGCAGUGGACGAUGAGGCGGGAAAGAGACAGAUAUACCACCGGUACUGCAUGGAGCGGGCGGCGGCGCACAUGGCGCACGUGUUCACAACGGUGUCGGACAUCACGGGCUACGAGGCCGAGCACCUGCUGAAGCGGAAGCCGGACUUUAUCACGCCCAACGGCCUCAACGUCAAGAAGUUCUCCGCGCUCCACGAGUUCCAGAACCUCCAUGCGCUGGCCAAGAAUAAAAUCAACGAGUUCUCCAGGGGACACUUUUACGGCCAUUUCAACUUCGACCUGGACAAGACGCUGUACUUCUUCAUCGCGGGCCGCUACGAGUUCGGCAACAAGGGCGCGGACAUCUUCAUCGAGGCGCUGGCCAGACUCAAUCACUACUUGAAAGCGGCGGGCUCCGACAUGACGGUGGUGGCGUUCCUGAUCUUCCCGGCGAAGACGAACAACUUCAACGUGGAGAGUCUGCGCGGCCACGCCGUCACCAAGGCGCUGAGAGACACCAUCAACGACAUACAGGCGCAGAUCGGACAGCGCAUGUACGACGUGUGCCUCAGAGGCCACCUGCCGGAGCCACAUGAGCUGAUGCACAAGGACGACACGGUGCGGCUCAAGCGCUGCAUGUACGCGCUACAGCGCGACGGCCUGCCGCCGGUCACCACGCACAACGUGGCGGACGAUUGGAAUGACCCGGUGCUGAACUCGAUUCGCCGUUGUCAGCUCUUCAACACCGUCCACGACAAAGUUAAGGUGAUCUUCCACCCGGAGUUCCUGACAUCCACGAACCCGCUGUUCGGUCUGGACUACGAGGAGUUCGUGCGCGGCUGCCACCUGGGCGUGUUCCCCAGCUACUACGAGCCGUGGGGCUACACCCCCGCCGAGUGCACCGUCAUGGGCAUACCCAGCAUCACUACUAAUCUUUCCGGUUUCGGGUGCUUCAUGCAGGAGCACGUGGCGGACCCGAUGUCGUACGGCAUAUACGUGGUGGACCGCCGGCACAUCUCGGUGGAGGGCAGCGUGCAGCAGCUGGCCAAGUACAUGUACGAGUUCACCAAGCUCACGCGCCGACAGCGCAUCAUACAGCGGAACCGCACAGAGCGACUGUCCGAUCUGCUGGACUGGAGGAACUUGGGCAUUUACUACCGCCAGGCGCGUGCCCAGGCGCUGAAGCAGGUGUACCCAGACUACGUGGACCAGCAGGACGUGGAGCUCGGCAAGCGGUUCAACUACCCCCGACCCAUCUCCGAGCCGCCCAGCCCCACGCACUCACGAGUGACGACCCCGGCGGCCUCGGUGCACGGCUCCGACGACGAGGACGAAGUCGACGAAGAGAAGGAGCUGGCCGAGCUCAAAAUCUCCGAUAAGUAGAGUAUUUGCCGAAAUACAAGAAAGAAAGUAGUACUGUUAGUGAGGUGAGCGGACUAUCCCAGUUAGAGCCUGUGCAAACGGUGUGUUGCGUCAGCGUUGCGUCAACGCAGCGCUGCCGUAGCAUUGUUUUACAUCCAAAUAACUAAGGUGUUCACACAACGCGUGUCAUCAUGUCUAAAGUUGAGUUCUAAUUAUGGUUUUCAUCGAAUAAAAUAUAACUAAUAGAACAGCAAUAUUAACUGUAAGAGUUCGAAAAUUAUGAAAGACUCAUCACUGAUGAGCCCGAGCUAAACUGUACCGCAUAAAUGUAUUAGCGGCGCAAACGGUUUCGACCAAUCAGAGCGUAGUACGUUUACUACUGUUUUCGCGAAUUUCGUCUCACAAAAUACAGAACAUUUCUGCUCUAUUGGGUUAACUUCGAUGUUUACUAAAUUAUUAACAUAUGGUAUGAACAGUUUAACCACUGUCACAAUGUUCAAAUGAGUACC
Messenger RNA from Aricia agestis (brown argus), 2758 nucleotides. It is a transcript of the gene GlyS, whose product is annotated as glycogen [starch] synthase. Gene Ontology annotation, molecular function: alpha-1,4-glucan glucosyltransferase (UDP-glucose donor) activity. The record is from RefSeq and is a predicted model, not a curated record. Gene Ontology annotation, cellular component: cytoplasm. Gene Ontology annotation, biological process: glycogen biosynthetic process. The coding region runs from base 195 to 2270 and encodes 691 amino acids. The transcript has 16 exons. Lineage: Eukaryota; Metazoa; Arthropoda; Insecta; Lepidoptera; Lycaenidae.